Xyrichtys novacula (pearly razorfish) is the source of this 783-nucleotide messenger RNA. The record is from the annotation of a GenBank genome assembly. Lineage: Eukaryota; Metazoa; Chordata; Actinopteri; Labriformes; Labridae.
AUGGCUGUGAGUGCGGUUCACCUGGAGUCUGACGCCUUCCUGGUGUGUAUGAAUCACGCGUUGAGCACCGAGAAAGAGGAGGUGAUGGGUUUGUGUAUCGGAGAGGUGGAGGUCACUCGUAUCGUCCACAUCCACUCUGUUAUCAUUCUCCGCCGCUCCGACAAGAGGAAGGACCGGGUGGAGAUCUCUCCUGAGCAGCUGUCCGCGGCGUCCACGGAGGCGGAGAGACUGGCCGACAUUACCGGCAAACCCAUGCGGGUGGUGGGCUGGUACCACUCCCACCCACACAUCACCGUCUGGCCGUCACACGUCGACGUGAGGACCCAGGCCAUGUACCAGAUGCUGGACCAGUGCUUCGUGGGCCUCAUCUUCUCCUGCUUCAUCGAGGACAAGAACACGAAGACGGGUCGCGUGCUCUACACCUGCUUCCAGUCCGUGCAGGCGCAGAAAGGCUCCGAGUACGAGCGCGUGGAGAUCCCGAUACACGUCGUGCCUCGCGAAGCCAUCGGGAAAGUGUGUCUCGAAUCCGCCGUGGAGCUUCCACGCAUCUUGUGUCAGGAGGAGCAGGACACCUAUCGCAAGAUCCACAGCCUGGCGCACCUGGACCCCGUCACGAAGAUCCACAACGGGUCGGUGUUCACGAAGAACCUGUGUAGCCAGAUGUCCGCGGUGAGUGGGCCGCUGCUGCAGUGGCUGGAGGACCGACUGGAGCAGAACAAGCAGAGCAUCGUGGAACUGCAGCGGGAGAAGGAGAGGCUGCUGCAGGAACUGGCCACUCUGUGA